AUGACAUCAAUUGCUAAUUUAUUUGAUAAAAAAUCCAAAAGAUCAAAUGAAGAUACUGGUGAAAAAGAAGAAACUAAAAAAUCAAGAAGUGGAACAUUAAAAUUUAAAACUUUAUUUGGAACAAGUAAAAAAGAUAAAGAAAAGAAAAUUUUACAACAAUUACAACAACAGCAAGAUGAUGAGCAACAACAACAACAACAACAAUUUAUGGAAGGUGAUAAUAAUAAUAAUAAUACUAAUUCCUUAAAUACUCCAUCAGUUGAAGGUGAUUCUGAAAAUAUAAAUAGAUUAGCAGCAUCCACAAAUUCAACUUCAUAUUCAUCAUUAAGAUCUUCAAGUACAAGAAGUAUUGACUAUAAUCCAUCAAAUAAUGGUGGUAAUGGUGGAAUUAGAUCAGACUCGUUCUAUUCACAAACUAGUGAAUCAUCAGAUAUAACAUCAACUUCAACAACAUCACCAACUAUGUCAGCAGCAUCAUCAUCAUCAUCGUCUGGUACAGUGAAAACACCAAAACCACCAAAAUCAUCGAAACUAAAACAUAUAUAUAAUUCAUUAAAAUUUAAAUCUUUAAAAACUGAAAAGAAUGGUUCAUCAUCAUCAAUUAAAUCAAAUAUUUCAAACUUUGAAUUUAUAAUGCCAAAUACACCAUUACCAAUAUUUGAUCAACAAUCACCACCUAUUCAUUUCUAUAAUAGUAAUCAGUUUUCAGAUUUUCAAUAUUUUGGUACACCAUUAUAUUCUUUAAUCAAACGUCAAGAUAAUGGUUUAUCAAUUCCAAUUUUAUUAGAGAAAUCAAUUUCAUUUUUAGAAGGUCAUUGUCAUGUUGAAGAUUUAUUCUUUAGAAAAUAUAAUAAUGAAAAAGUUAAAUUUAUGAGAAAUUCAUUUGAAAGAACUGGUGAUUUCAAUUUCUAUUAUCCAGAUCCACAAGAUCCCUAUGAUGUAGCAGCUCUCUUGGUUGAAUUCAUUGCAUCUUUACCUGACCAAUUAUUAAAUGUUGAAUUAUAUAAUGCUAUUAAAAAUCAUACUUCUGCUUUAAACUCACAAUAUGGUGGUUAUUGGGAUAUUCAAUAUUUAGCACAAAAAUUAUCAGUAGAGUCUAGAGAAUUUUUACAAAGAUUAUUAUUCUUUUUAAAGAAACAUGUUUCAGCUUGUUUAUUUAAACAACAACAACAGCAACAACAACAAAGAGAAUCAACAGAAGUUUUAACAUUAUCAUUAUCUUCAUCAACGAGUACAUUGGAACCAGAGCCACAACCACUACCGCUAUCAACUUCAACUCAGCGAUUACCACAACAAUCAAGUGAUGAUAAUAGCAAUAAUGAUAAUAAUAAUAAAAAUGAUAAUGAUAAUGAUAAUGAUAAUGAUAAUAAUAAUGAUAAUAAUAAUAUUAAUAAUGAUAAUGGUGAAAUUAUUCCACCAUCAAUCCAAGUUACGCCACCAACUUCACCACAAACACAGCCAAAACAACAACAACCCCCACAACCCCCACAAAAAACUUUAAUUGAAAAAUUAUCAGAGUUAUUUACACCAUUAUUUGUAAAUUAUAAAACACAUAGUGCAUUUUAUUCAUCAACAUCGACAUUAAUAACAAGUUGUGAAGAUAUAUUUGUACAUAUUGAUGAAAGACCAAUUACAUUACCAGGUGAAUUUAUAAUGAUGCAGAUAAAGAAUGUUAUUAUACCACCAACAAAUUUAAAAUUAGAACAUACAAUCAGUAGUAGUAGUAAAAGUGAUAAAAAUGAUAAAAAUGAUAAAAACGGUAAUACAGAUGUAACAUUAUGGCAAUCUGGUACAUUGUUUAUUACAAAUUAUAGAAUGAUUUGGAAAAAAGAUGAAUCAAAUUCAAUUGAUUCUGAAUCUAAUUCAAUAUUAUUACCAGAAGAUAUUAUAACACCAACACAAUCAUUUUCAUCAAUUAAUAAUAAUAAUAAUAACAAUUCAAGUAAAUUUGUUGAAAUUAAAUUAUAUUCAUUUGAAAUCAUUCUAACAUCAAUUAUAAAAUGGGAAUCAUUUGGAAAAUCAUUAAAAUCAACGACACCAAUGAUGUCAACACCAACCACCUUUCAAAAUGGUGGUGUUAAUAGAUCACAAUUUCAAAUAUUCCUUUGCUAUUGUAAGAAUAUUAGAUUCCAAUAUAUGGGUUUUAGUGAUGAAUCAAAUUUUAGAGAUUUAGAGAAAUUGAAUUUAAUUUUAGCAUAUUACAUUAACCCAUUGAUUGAUUUCGGUAGAUAUUUCUCAAGUGUAAAUAAUGAAAUACCAAGAGCACCACUAUUGGCCAAUAAUAACAAUAGUAGUUCAAAUUUAAUUAGUCUAGGUAGAAGUGGUAUCACUAAUACAUCCACUGCCAAUAUCAAUGGCAGUAAUAGGAAUAGUGUUGGAGGUAAUGGUAGCCAUGAUUAUACUACAAAUAUUUGGGAUAUUUAUUCACCAUUGAUCGAGGGUCAAAGAUUGAAAUUGGAUUUGGAUAAAGAUUGGAGAGUUGUUGAAUUCCUUUCAAGGGAUACUUCAACCAUUUAUCCAAAACGUAUUUUGAUACCAAAUUUGAUUGGUGAUGAAUUACUUCAAAGUUAUGUUCGUAAAACUCAAUCUAAAAUUCCAAUUUUCUCUUGGUCAAAUCAAAAUAAUAAAUCAAUGUUAUUUAGAAUUUGUGUAUAUAAUCAACCAUUUAAUAAUAAAUUUAAUUCUGGUGGUACAUUAGCAUAUAAUAAUAAUAGUACCAUUAUUAAUAAUAACUCUGUAAUAAUAACAAAUAGUUCAACCAUUGGUACAAAUACUAGUGGUAUUUCAAAUAGUAAUCAUUUAAUUGUGGGGGAAAUAGAACCACCUUCACCAAUUAAAAAGAGACAACAACAAAUUGUAGAUAAAAAAGAUACAUCAUCACCAUUAAGUUCACUUAGAUCAUCAAAAGGAAUUCCUUCAAAAUCGUCUAAAAAGGAUAAACAAGGAUUUCUAUCAUCAUCAACCUCGUCAAUAAUACCAAUUCAAACUACAAUAUCAACUGAUACUGUAGAUGUUAAAUUAUAUAAUUUAUUUGUAAAUAAAGAAGAACAACUACAAUCUUCAACAUCAUCAUCACCAUCAACAUCAUUAAAUAAUAGUAGUAAUAAUUUAAAUAAAGAAUUUCAACAAAUUCAUCAGCAAAUGCAACAAAAUCAAUUAAAUUCAUCAUCAAAUAACAAUAACAAUAACAAUAAUAAUAAUAAUAAUAAUAAUAAUAAUAAUAAUAAUAAUAAUAAUAAUAAUAAUAAUAAUAAUAAUAAUAAUAAUAAUAAUAAUAAUAAUAAUAAUAAAAUUAAUAAAAGACAAAAUGAAGCAACUAUUGUAUUCACUAAUAAAGUUGGUGGUACAAGUGAUAAUCAUAUCAAUAUAAUAUCAGUUUAUGAACAAUUUAAAAUGAAUAGUUCAAAUAUCAUUUUCUUAUCAAUACCAACUAGAGAACAAGUUGAAGCAUGUUGGUUCGAUCUUUAUCAAUCGAUUACAAGUUUCGAUGGUUCAAUGGAUGCUUGGAAAUCAAUUGAAGAAUCUAAAUGGGUUGAUUCUGUCAAAUUAUUAUUAGAAGGUUGUGUAAAAGUUUCAAAUCUUUUAGAUGAAGGUUCUUCAGUUUUAUUGAAACCACCAAUCGAUUCACCAUUACAUACAUUGGAUUUAGCUUCAAUUUCAUCUUUAACAAUGGUAUUAAGUGAUCCAUUCUAUAGAACUUUAGAUGGUUUCUUAAUUUUAAUUGAAAAAGAAUGGAUUCAAUAUGGUUUCCCUUUUAAUAAUAUAAAUUAUCAUAAAGAACAAAAUAAUUUAAAUAAUAAUAAUGGUAAUAAAGAAAAUUCAUCAUCAUCAUCAUCAUCAUCAUCAUCAACAUCAACUACACCAUCAAUUACAAAGAAAUCAUCAGGAUCAAUUUCAAAAGGAUCAUCAGGUAUUGCAUCAUUAAUUAAUGAUUUAGAUAAAUAUGAUUCAAAUUUUGUAUUACCAGAUACAAUUCACACAGAAUCACAAAAAAAGAAAACUUAUUUAUUUCAAGAUCAAUAUGAAUCAUCAAUUUUAGUUAAUAGAUCAUUUUCACCAAUUUUCGUUCAAUUUUUAGAUGCAGUUUGGCAAUUACAAAGACAAUUCCCAUUCCAUUUUGAAUUUAAUGAAUCAUUAUUAUUAUUAUUAGUAAAGGAAUCAUUCUCUGGUAGAUUUGGUAAUUUCUUAUAUUCAGAGGCUUUAAGAGAUAGUGAAAGAAAAUUCUUAAAGAGAUCACCAUCAAUUUGGACUUUUAUUAAUCAAAAUAAAUCAACAUUUAUAAAUUUACUUUAUAAACAUAGUGCAAAUUCAUCGUCGUCAUCAUCGUCAACAAAUAAAUUACCAUCACCAAUUUCACCAAGACAAUCAUUCAUUUUUAAACAAGAGGAUUUUAAUGAAAUGAUUAAACCAUCAUGUGAUAAUGAUCAAAUUAUUUUAUGGUCAUCAUUUUUUACAGAAUUUAUAAAUUCAAGAGAAUCUCAACAAAUUUCAAAGAAAUUAAUUGGUAAAGUUAAAUGUGAUUUAAUCUCUCAAAAAUUAACUUUUCUUUCAAUUGAUAGAAAUUUAUUAUCUUAUUUCUCAACAUUAACCAAAUUAAAUCUUUCAAGAAAUUAUUUCAAUACUUUUCCAAUUGAAAUCAUUCUAUUGAGUAAUCUUACUCAUCUUUGGUUACAAGAUAAUAGAAUUAAAUCAAUACCAAGUAGUUUAUUGAAAUUGAUUGGUUCAAAAUUGAAAUUACAAGAAUUUGAUUUAUCACAUAAUCUAUUGGAAUCUUUACAUAAAUCAAUCUAUACUCUAUCGACUCUAACUAAAUUGGUAUUGGAUAAUAAUAAGUUAAUAAUUAUACCUGAAUCAAUUAGUAAAAUGAAACAAUUGAAAUGUUUAUCAGUUCAAAAUAAUCGUUUAUCAUCUUUCCCACAAGCUUUAUCGUUAUGUGUUGGUUUGGAGGAGCUCUACGUUCAAAAUAAUCAAAUUAGAGAGUUACCAUUGGGUUUCUUUAAAUUGGGUUCAUUGAGAAUGUUGGAUUUAAGAAAUAAUCAAAUCACCAAAUUUAAAUGUCACAAAUUAGAUGAUAAAAGUUGUUUCCUAAUGAAUGAGAUAAUUCAUUUUAGAAUGGGUCCAAAUCCAUUACAGAAACUAUCAAAUCAAAUGUUUGAAAUGAGAUCAUUGAUUCAUUUAGAGUUAACUGGUUGUUCACUAUCGACCGUUCCAUUGAAGCUAUUGGAUAAUUUAGUUAAUCUUGAAGCCUUAUAUUUAAAUCAAAAUAAACUUUCAGAGAUAUCAAUUGAUUUUAAAAGACUUUUCAAAUUAUCGGUUUUAGAUUUAUCUGAUAAUCAAUUUACAAAUGUACCAAUUCAUGCAAUGUUACCAUCACUUAAGAAAUUGUAUCUACAUAAUAAUCAAUUGUAUAAUAUCUCUUUCAACGAUUUUAAUUUACCAUUACUAUCGGAAUUAAGAUUGGAUGGUAAUAAACUAACUUAUGUAUCACCAUCAAUCGGUACGAAAUUAUUAUCACUCACCUUAUUGAAUCUUGAUAGAAAUCCACAAAUUACGACAUUACCUCAUACUUUGGCAUUACUAAAGAAAUUGAAAUCUUUAAUUGUCAAUUCAAAUAUAAUGGAGUCACCAUUUAGAGAAUUAGAAACCACUGAUGCUAUCUUGCGUUAUCUAACAUUACAAAUGCAACAAUCUCAAUUUCAUCCAAGAAAUAAAUUAAUCAUUAUCUCUGAUAUAACAAAUCCACAAAUUAAAAAUGAAUUCAUUAAAAAUUUAACAAUUGCAAAACCAUUAACUUCAAAAGAAAGAGAAAAAGAAAAAGAGAAAGAAAAAGAAAAAGAAAAAGAGAAAAAACAUAAAAAUAUUGGUUAUGGUUCAAAAGAUAAAGAUAAAAAAGGUAUUAAUAUUAAUUAUCAACAACAGCACCAACAACAACAACAAUAUCAACAACAUCAAUAUUCUUCACAAAUUGGUUUUAAUCAAAAUUUACCAAUUAAAUGGGAAAUCGAUUAUGAAAAUUAUCCAAAUUCUGCAUUAUAUAAUUUGGCUUCAACAAUUCAUUGUACUAAUAGUUUUAUUUCUCAACCAAUUAUGAUCUCUUCUUCAAAUCAAGAAUGUACUAAAUUGAAUAAAGAAGAAUUUUUAAAUUCUCGUUUUAAUACUCAAGAAAUUUCAAAGAAAAAGAAUUUAACAAUUUUCAUUCGUGAUUUAUCACAACUUAAUAGUAGUGGUAGUGCUAGUGCUAGUGGUAAUGGUAGUGGUAAUGGUAAUGGAAUUGGUAUUAGUAAUACCAAUUGUAGUCAACAUCUUUUCUCAAAGAGAGCUGUUUACUGUUUAGUUUGGGCACUAUCAGAAAGUGAGGAACCAACUAGAAUCUAUAAAUGGUUAGAAUCAAUUAGAGAUAGAUGCACUUUUGCCACUGUUUUCAUAGUUGGUCUUUACAAUAGUGAUUAUUGUCAAGAUGUACCAAAAGACUAUUACACCUUCAUAACUCCAAAAAUUGAACAAAAAUGUCAUAAUCUGUUCCCAAAUUUUACCUUUUCGUUCAUUAAUAUUUUAAAUAAUAAUAAUAAUAAUAAUAAUAAUAAUAAUAAUAAUAAUAAUAAUAAUAAUAAUAAUAGUGGUGGUAAUGUAGUACCAGUACAACCAUCAAUUAAUAAUAGUAUUGAUAAUAAUGUUGAAAAUACCAAUAAUAAUAAUAAUAUUAUUAAUAAUAAUAAUAACAACAAUAAUAAUAAUAAUAAUAAUAAUAAUAAUAAUAAUAGUUAUAAUAGUAAUAGUAAUAGCAAUAGUAAUAAUAAUAAUAAUAAUAAUAGUAAUAAUAAUAAUAAUAAUAAUAUUAAUAAUAAUAAUAUUAAUAAUAAUAAUAAUAAUAAUAAUAAUAAUAAUAAUAAUAAUAAUAACAAUAAUAAUAAUAAUAAUAGUAAUAACAAUAGUAAUAAUAAUAGUAAUAGUAAUAGUAAUAGUAAUAGUAAUAAUAGUAAUAAUAAUAAUAUUAAUAAUAAUAAUAGUAAUAAUAAUAAUAAUAAUAAUAAUAAUAAUAAUAAUAAUAAUAAUAAUAAUAAUAAUAAUAAUAAUAAUAAUAAUAAUAAUAAUAAUGAUAAUGAUAAUAAUAACAAUGAUAAUAAUAAUAACCUUAAUAAUAGUAACCUUAAUAAUAAUAAUGGUAGUAAUAUUAAUAUUAGUAGUAGUAAUAACAUUUUAGGUGGUAUGCCAAAAUUACGUGAAGAAAUUAAGAAUGUAUUUUUAAAUUUUAAACCAUUUGGUACAAAAGUUUCAAGUAGUCAAAAAUUAUUUGAAAAACAUAUUAAAACAUUACAAACUCCAUUCAUUUCAAAGAAGGAACUUUUUUCAAUUGGUGAAAUGUGUAAAUUAGAUAAGAUUGAAACUAAAAAUACUUGUGAAUUACUCACUGAAUUAGGCUUAUUAUUUUGGUCCGAAGAUCAUGAUUGGGUAAUUUUAGAUCCAAUUUGGUUAUCAAAUACUUUAAAUUUAUUGUUAACCUUAAAACAAUCAUCAUCAGCCCCAAGUACACCACCUCAAAUACCUUUAAAUUCUACAAAUUUAAACAAUACAUCAAUACCAUCACAAAUUACUACCACAUCCACAAAUUCAUCAUCAACAUCAACAUCAACAUCAACAUCAACAUCAACAUCAACAUCAACAUCAACAUCAACAUCAACAUCAACACCAUUACAAACACCUACAUCACUUGUAUCAUUAUCAAAUAUUUCAUUAUCAACCAUUUCAAUUCCAAUUCAACCAAAUACAUCAUCAAUUCUAUUAGAUAGUAGUAUGAACGAUAGUUUUAAUAAGGAAAGUAGUGGAAGUAAUAAAGUAGCUAACCCAACCAUUAGAAAAAGGGAUAUUAUAUUAAUGAGUAAUUUAGAAGGUAUUUGGAAUGAUAUUCCAACAAGAUUAUAUCCAUAUUUAUUAACAUUGGCCAAGAAAUUUAAUAUAGCUUAUCAAAUUGAUACACUCUAUGAUCCAACUUCUUGGGGCUUUGUUUAUCCAUCACCAAUUUCUAAUCAACAACAACAACAACAACAACAAUCAUCAACUCAACACCAACACCAACACCACCACCACCAACAACAACAACAAACUAGUAUAAAUUUAAAUAGAUUAUCAAUUAGUGGUAGUCCAUCAUUAAGAUCAAUUUCAAUUCGUAAUGGUGGUAAUAUUAAUACAUUAAAUUCAAGUGGAUCAAAUAAUUCAAGUCCAUUAAAAUUCCCAAAUUUAGCAUUAUCACCAAUUCGUAAUGGUAGUAAUUCAAAUUUAACUCAUCAUCAUGGUAGUAAUUCAAGUUUAAAUAAUUUAUUAUCACCAUUAAAGAAUUUACAAUUACAACAAAAGUAUGAUAAAUUGAAACUAUUAAAUGAAAAAGUGAUUUUCUUACCAAAUGAAUUACCGAAUGAACCACCAAUGUCAAUGGAUAAGAUGUUUUUAGAUGUUGGUGAACCAAGAUCUCUUUGUAGAAUAUUCCAAUUUGAAAAAAAGAUACCAUCAAGUUUCUUCCCAAGAUUAUUGAGUCAAUUGUAUAUGUUUUGUUCAAUUAAACAUUGUUGGAAGAAUGGAGUUAUCUUGGAGAAUUGUUACCUAUCAUUCCCUGUGGCUAGAAGAUUCCCGAUGUCUCCAAAUGCAAAGAAUCCAUUCCGUAGAAGUUCAACAAUCUCUGUUUUAGAGGCUGAUGAUUUAGUAUCGAUUCAAGUUCUUGGUGAUACAAAAAUUGAAAUUUCCUCAUCGAAAAUGUGUAGACAUAUCUUACAAAUUUUCGAAUCAAUUUUGGAAUCCUACAAUCAACUUGCCUAUACAAUCUAUAUUUCAUGUAUUCAUUGUAUUGAAACUUUACCAAAAUCCGAACAAUAUCUUUUUAGUCUCAAUCAAAUCGAAGAAUCUGUAAUCAAAGGUAAAACCUAUCAAAGUUGUCCAAUUCAUUCUUCGAUCCCAAUAAAAUUGAAUCAAUUGGCACCAGAUUUAACUAUGAACGAUUUACGUCACAAGUUGAUAGAUUUCAAAGAGGUUGAACUCGAUCCAAAUCCAAUUGGUGAAGGUGGUACAGCAACCGUUUACAAAGGUAAAUGGAGGCAAUCGGAUGUCGCUAUCAAGCUUUUAAAAACCGAUGUGGUUGGAAGUGAUUUUUCAAAGGUUUUCGCUGAAUAUCGUCGUGAAAUCUUUUGUCUCUCUUCGUUCAUUCAUGACAAUAUCCUCGAUCUUAAAGGUUUUUGUUUGGAACCAUUGGCAAUUAUCACAGAAUUCCAAAGUGGUGGUAAUCUUUACGAUUACAUUCAUGACCUCAAAAAUCCAUUAGACUGGCAAUUAAGAAUUAAAAUUGCCAAAGGUAUCGCAGCAUCUUUACAAACGCUUCAUGAUAGUAGACCAUCAGUGGUUCAUCGUGAUUUAAAGAGUCCAAAUAUCCUACUCUCAAGUAAAGAUUCAUUAACUAUGGAAUGCCAUCUUUGUGAUUUCUCAUUAUCAGGCUUCUCAACCACCGUUGCAAAUCGUUCGGUUCAAAAUCCAGUUUGGUUAGCUCCAGAGGUAAUAAACAAUGAAUUAUGUUCGGAUAAAAGUGAUGUCUAUGCAUAUGGUGUAAUCCUAUUUGAACUUUUAUCACGUACAAGAUUCUUUUCAAAUAUUACCUUUAUGUCUGAAGUUGAAGGUUUAAUUACCGAGGGUGUACGUCCAUCACUACCAUCUCAUAAUUUACCAGAGUAUGAUAGCCUUUUAAAUAUCUGUUGGGCUCAAGAUCCAACUUGUCGUCCUUCCUUUAUUGAAAUUACAAAGAAAUUAGAAGAAAUUGAACUAAUCUUAAAAACUCAUACUCCAGUUGAACCAGUUUACACAGAAACUUCAAAGAAUCAACAUAUUCAAUUAAAUAGAGGAAAUACUAUAUAUACCCUUGUUAAAAGACCAAUAACACCAAUUCAACAACAACAACAACAAAAACAACAACAACUACAACAACAAAAACAAUCUCCAAAACAAUUACAACAACAAAAACCAUUACCAACUCCUCCAAAACAACUUUCAAAUAAUGAUUCUACUCCAACAAAACCAUUAGAUGAUUCUAGUGAUAGUAGUAGUGAAGAUUCAAAUAAUUAA
Messenger RNA from Dictyostelium discoideum AX4, 10098 nucleotides. It is a transcript of the gene roco9, whose product is annotated as leucine-rich repeat-containing protein. The transcript is spliced from 3 exons. Gene Ontology annotation, molecular function: protein serine/threonine kinase activity; protein serine kinase activity; ATP binding. NCBI's taxonomy places the organism in Eukaryota, Evosea, Eumycetozoa, Dictyosteliales, Dictyosteliaceae. The record is from RefSeq and is a predicted model, not a curated record. Gene Ontology annotation, biological process: signal transduction. The coding region runs from base 1 to 10098 and encodes 3365 amino acids.